UCUAAAGUCUCAUCCAAACCAGUCGAAAUGUUCAUCCGGUUGUUUCUGCUGCUAUUGGCAAUUAGUUCCCUGUCUGCAGGACGAGUUCCCCAACUGGAAGAACGCAUUAUCGGUGGAAGUGACAUUGAAAUCGAACAGGCUCCUUGGCAGGUGUCCUUACAAGUUGAAGGACGUCAUGUUUGUGGUGGAUCGAUUUACAGCAAAGAUAUUAUUAUCACUGCGGCACAUUGCCUUUUUGAUGAUGAUGUACGGCAACAACUUGAUGCCAAAAACUUUCGAAUUAGCGUAGGAUCCUCAUUAAAAAACUCUAACGAAAGUCUUGUCAAAGUAGCAGCCAUAAAAUCUCAUGAGAGGUUUCAUGAUCCUCCUUAUAAAAACGACAUUGCCGUGAUGCGAUUGAGUGAGCCGCUCGAGUUUUCCAACAAAGUACAGCCUAUUCCUUUAGCCGAUAACAAUCCUCGUUAUGGGACGCCCGCAUUUGCUUCUGGCUGGGGAGCUACAUCAUUCGAAUUGGUUUUUGUGAAUGGCUCUCUUAAAUGGAGCCCUACAUAUCCCACACAUCUUCAAGGCGUAUCGCUCCGAAUUAGAUCAUUUUUUUUUAUGCCACAAGAUAUAAUUUAUGCCGGAGUAUUUGGACAAAGUGGUUGCCGAGGCGACUCCGGUGGACCUCUGGUUGUUGACAAACAACUUGUGGGUGUCGUCUCAUCAGGUCCGAAAUUGUGCGAUGGAAAAGGGAAGUUCACCAGUGUCCCUGCCUUCAGGAAUUGGAUUUUAGAUGCCAUUAAAUCUUUUUGA
Messenger RNA from Drosophila takahashii, 795 nucleotides. RefSeq names its product trypsin alpha-like. Gene Ontology annotation, molecular function: serine-type endopeptidase activity. Lineage: Eukaryota; Metazoa; Arthropoda; Insecta; Diptera; Drosophilidae. Gene Ontology annotation, biological process: proteolysis. The record is from RefSeq and is a predicted model, not a curated record.